Macrosiphum euphorbiae (potato aphid) is the source of this 639-nucleotide messenger RNA. NCBI's taxonomy places the organism in Eukaryota, Metazoa, Arthropoda, Insecta, Hemiptera, Aphididae. The record is from the annotation of a GenBank genome assembly.
AUGGAUGAUCAUUCAGAAACUAGUUCAGAAAAUGAUUGUGGCAAGGUGUUUUCAAUUCGAGAUAUAAUUGAAUUCAUUCGAAAAAACCAUUCUUUUCAAUGCAAAUCGGUUAUAUCUGUUAAAUGUAGGAAAGAAAUAUUUUAUUUCAUACAACAAAAAUGCGGUGGUUGUAAAUGGGAUAGUAAUUAUAUUUCAUUACUAAACAAUGAAAUUGUAAAUUUUUCAUUAGUAUUAUCAAGAAAACUUUUGAAAUGUAAUAGGAAACUUGAUAAAUUUUAUACCAUUCAUAAUGCGUGGCUUAAUACUAAAUUUGAAAUGCCUCAUUUAAAACCUAAGUCUUUAAUACCAAAAGCUGCUAAUUUUGGUCGUACACCUAAAACAUUUACCGAGUCAUCUGAACGAACUAAACGUCGAAAAAUGACUAAUUCGAUUGAGUCUUCGAAUAUGACUUCCCCAGAAAUAAUAUACGCCUCAAAUAGAAAAAUGCAACAGAGUGGACAAAGAAGUGUCGUCCGACUUUUUAAAAAUGCUACAAUGUCACCUAAUAGAAUUUUUAAAAUUAAAAAUGCGAUUAAAAAAUCAAAAUUAACUGAAAUUAUUCCAUUUACUGCUGACGAAGCUUUGGCUUUUUUUUGUUGA